AUGAACACCGAACAGGCCCCACAAUGGCUUUCGCCGUACCUUAUCCCCUUCUUUACUCUAUCAUACCCGACGGCUGUCCCAGCGAACCCAGAUUCGUUCCCAGAUUCCUCGUAUUACACAACAGGUCUUCUCGAUGGCUGCCUCUUGAUAACCCUCAUCGCAAUCAUGGCCGUCUUGCGUGACGUGUUGCGCCUAUGGGUUCUUGAGCCUUUUGCGAAGUGGAAGCUGACGCGGGACUUGAGGCUGCGAGCUUCAGCCAAACAAAAGAAGGCGAACGGGAAUGGGCACAACGGCGUGUCUAAUGGCAACGGGAAGGCAAAUGGUGCGUCAAACGGCGAAGGAAAGUCUACGGCAGUCGCGAAUGAGAAUGGGCGUGCCCGGCGCGUGGUGUCGAACAGUAACGGGCACUCAGUAGGUGCCCAAGGCGUAAUAAUCUCCAGAAGAGAAGCCAAGAAAAUGCACCGAAGCGUGAUUCGCUUCGCGGAACAAGGCUGGCCUGUGGUCUAUUAUACUUUCGUAUGGUCUUUUGGAUUGUAUGUACAUUCCAACCUCCCGACCCGCAUAUUGGACCCAAUAGACGUCUGGCUAAAUUAUCCUCAUAUUCCCAUUGCUGGACCUGUCAAACUAUACUACUCGUUGAACACCGCGUUCUAUAUGCACCAAAUACUAAUCAUCAAUGCGGAAGCCCACCGUCAGGACCAUUGGCAGAUGAUGACCCACCAUGUUAUCACCAUUUUCUUGAUGAUUGGCAGCUACUUCUACAAUUAUACGCGCAUAGGAUGUCUCAUCAUGUUGAUCAUGGAUUGGUGUGAUAUUUUCCUCCCCCUGGCGAAAAUGUUCCGAUACUUGUCCUUCACGAGGCUCUGCGACGCGACCUUUGUUUUCUUCAUGCUUUCGUGGGUGACGACCCGCCAUGUCCUGUUCCUCCUCGCCAUCAAGUCUACAUGGUCCGCAUUAGACCUCUUUCCAUCUAUAUGGGCGCCCGAGCGCAGCAUUACCACCGAGGUUCAUGUCACCUUCCUGAGCAUGCUCAUCACGCUGCAGUUUAUUCAAAUUUGGUGGUUCUGGAGAAUAUGCCUGGUCGCAUGGCGCGUAGUAUCCGGGCAAGGCGCGGAAGAUAACCGCAGCGACGACGAAGAUGAUGAUGGUUCCUCAGGGAACGAUUUGGAGAAAGACGAGUGA
This is a messenger RNA of Fibroporia radiculosa, 1182 nucleotides long. RefSeq lists its product as uncharacterized. Gene Ontology annotation, molecular function: sphingosine N-acyltransferase activity. Gene Ontology annotation, biological process: ceramide biosynthetic process. The transcript has 5 exons. Gene Ontology annotation, cellular component: membrane. The coding region runs from base 1 to 1182 and encodes 393 amino acids. The record is from RefSeq and is a predicted model, not a curated record. Lineage: Eukaryota; Fungi; Basidiomycota; Agaricomycetes; Polyporales; Fibroporiaceae.